This is a messenger RNA of Motacilla alba alba, 882 nucleotides long. Its product is annotated as syntaxin-1B-like. The transcript has a single exon. Gene Ontology annotation, biological process: synaptic vesicle fusion to presynaptic active zone membrane; intracellular protein transport; exocytosis. Bases 1 to 882 code for a protein of 293 amino acids. Gene Ontology annotation, cellular component: SNARE complex; presynaptic active zone membrane; endomembrane system. NCBI's taxonomy places the organism in Eukaryota, Metazoa, Chordata, Aves, Passeriformes, Motacillidae. Gene Ontology annotation, molecular function: SNARE binding; SNAP receptor activity. The record is from RefSeq and is a predicted model, not a curated record.
AUGAGGGACCGGCUGGCGGAGCUGCAGCGGCGAGUGGCGGCCGAGGGGGACCCGCACGACGAUUCCCUGCGCCUCGACAACCCCGCGUUCGUCGGGGACGACGCCAGCCCCGUGGGCCGGGCGCUGCGGGAGGCGGCCGAGCUGUGGCGGGCGCUGGAGGGGCUGGAGCAGCUCUCGGAGAGCAUCGACAGGACGCAGCAGUCGGUGCUGUGCUGCACCUCGGAGGAGAGCAUCGCCCGCGAGAAGAGCGGCCUCGGCGCGGCCCGGGCCGCCUUCGCCCGCCAGGCCGCGGCCCUGCAGCCCCGGCUGGGAGCGCUGCCCGCGGCCCCGGUCGGGGGCUCGGGGCGAGCGGGGCCCCGCGUCCGCCAGACGCAGCUGUGGCUGCUGCUGCGCCGCUACGGCGCCGUCCUCGCCCGCCACUACGCCCGGGAGAGCCGCUACCGGCACCGGCUGAAGGAGCAGAUCCAGAGGCAGGCGGAGCUGGCGGGCAUCCACCUGGGCGCCCAGGACGUGGAUCUGCUGGCCGAGAGCCCCCAGGGGCCUCGCAUCGUCGGCCGCGACCUGGAGGAGCUGAAGGCCAAGCAUCACCUGGGCCUGGCCCAGGCGCGGCAGCGGCAGCUGCUGGAGCUGGAGGCGCAGAUGCUGGAGCUGCGCGGGCUGUUCGUGCAGCUGGAGGGGCUGCUGGCCCAGCAGCACGGCGCUGCCGACAGCGUGGAGCAGCACGUCCUGCGCACCCUCGACUACGCGGCCCAGACGGGCGGCGGGGUGAAGAGAGCCGCCAAAUACCAGCGGCCGUCGCGGCGCUCGGCCCUGCUGACCGCGGCUCUCGGCCUCUGCUCCUGCUGCCCCUGCCUGCCCUGCCCCGGCCGGGGCCUGCGCUGA